Messenger RNA from Stereum hirsutum FP-91666 SS1, 1237 nucleotides. RefSeq lists its product as uncharacterized. The transcript is spliced from 2 exons. NCBI's taxonomy places the organism in Eukaryota, Fungi, Basidiomycota, Agaricomycetes, Russulales, Stereaceae. Bases 1 to 1161 code for a protein of 386 amino acids. The record is from RefSeq and is a predicted model, not a curated record. Gene Ontology annotation, molecular function: nucleic acid binding.
AUGGCCACCACGACAUACUACAUUCGCUCACACUACAACCGAGACCAGCCAAAGGCUUCAUCCAGCGGAUCUGGUGGCAUUGCGGACUGGUAUAAAUCACUAAGACAGAGUAAUCUUACUGGCGAUAACACCAGUACAGUUAAAACGACCCAGACAGCAACCACCCCCGCACCAGCGCCAUCUCAGCCCAUUGCCUCCAGCUCCAGUAUCUCUGCUCCUACCUCUCGCCCAUCAUCUACCCAUCCACGUCGUACCAACUCCGACUGGUUCAUCUCUCGUGCUCUAUCCGCUCAAACCUCCACUUCCUCCGCGCCACCCACUCCGAUCCCAACGACAUCCCUCGCAGACAUACUCUUACGAGAUCCACCCAUUACAUCCCAACCACUUAAACCACCGGUAUUUCUGCAUCUGGGACCUUCGAACAAGGGGUGGGCGAUGCUGCACAGUCGGGGGUGGAGGGAGGGUGAGGGGCUAGGCGUGGGUGCGGUCAGGCUGGCUGAUACUUGUGGAGAUGGAUUGGAGGGGGAGGAAGAUGAGCUGGAUGGUAGGGAGAGGAAGAGGGUAAAGAGGGACAAUAGAGACAGUAAGCAGGCGAAGGGGAAGGUGAAGGGGAAGGAGAAGGGCAGAGAGGUAGAAAGAGUGACAGUAAAAGAGGAGGAGCACGUCUACGAUGGCGAUGAAGAUAUCAUCGAAGUCAAGAAGACAGAAAUCAUCGACCUCACUUUGUCCGACUCUGAAUCUGAGUCAGAGUCAGACUCCGACUCCGAGCACAACACGUCCGAAGUUGACGACGACCCAGCCACAGUUCCCUCACCCUCCGCCGCCACCUCCACCUCCACACCCACAACCACCGCACCCCAAUCCUCCUCCCCCCCGCCCACCUCUCACCACGCAACCCAAACAUCCCUCCUAACCCCCCUCCCCACCGUCCUCAAAUCCGACCGCCUCGGAAUAGGUCUCAAAGCCAAAACCGAAGGCCCCUACCACUCCUCCGUCAAACGCGUGACGCACAACGCCGCGGCGAUGCGGGAACAUGUGAAGCGGGGCGAAGAGACGCGGAGGAGGAAGGUGAUGGAGGGGAAGGGGAGGAGGGCGUUUGAGAGGAGGGAGAGGAAAGAGAGGGAGAGGAGGAGGGAGAUGUUGGCUUAUAUGAAUGGGUGAGGUGAUAUCGGGGGUGGUAGGGUUGGUUGACGGCUGUGUGGUAUCUGUGGCCAUGUCUUAUGCAAGUCGCAUUGGG